CAUGGUCCGUGGCCUCGGCACCGGCUCCACCCCAUCCACCGCCCUCCGGCGCAUCGCCGACCUCCUCAGCUCCGGCGAGCUCACCGACAUUGUCGGCAUCCCACCUCGAAGAAGACCGAGGGCAGAGGCCGAGGCCCUGGGCAUCCCUCACGACUCGGCUGCGAACCCCGACAAUCGACCUCUCGAUCGACGGCGCCGAACGAGGUCACCCCGUUUCCUCAACCUCGUCAAGGGCCGAGGGGGGUCCCUGCUGAGGGAGAAGAUGAUCGAGGGGGCGAGCAAGAAGUUUGUGGUGAUCGUCGACGAGUCGAAGUGGGUCGAGAAGCUUGGAGGCAGCAGGAUGGCCGUCCCCGUCGAGAUCAUCCCCUUUGGGUGGGAGUACACGCUGGUGAGGCUGAAGAGGAUGUUUGAAGGGAGGGCGGGGUUCGACGCGAGGCUGAGAAUGAAGGGGGAGGAGAUAUUUGUGACUGAUAACUUGAAUUACAUCAUUGAUUUGUUCUUUGAGGAUGGGAUCGAGGGGGAUUUAAACGAGAUCAGCGAUGAGAUGUUGAGGACAGUUGGGGUUGUGGAGCACGGGAUGUUUCUGGGGAUGGCGACCGAGGUGAUUAUCGCGGGGAAGGACGGAGUGGUUGUCAAGAACAAGGAGGACCAAAGGAGGUAGCUUUUUUUUAAAAAAAAAUUCCAAUUUAUUAUUAUGAAUGAAAAAUGGGAGAAAAGAUUUCAUUCUUGUGGCAUUUCAUUUGGGAAAUUUUAGUUUUUAAUGUGUACUAGGAAUUUGCCAUUUAUAUGGGCAACCCAGUGGAUGAUUGGGGCCUAUUGUUGGUUGCUUUACCCCCCAUGAUUAUGGUCGGUAAUAUUUAUAUUUUUAUGAUAUGAAAUGUUCAAUUUUAUACUAACUUCUACUGGUUGGAUGUUGGAUUA
This is a messenger RNA of Asparagus officinalis (garden asparagus), 921 nucleotides long. Its product is annotated as probable ribose-5-phosphate isomerase 2. NCBI's taxonomy places the organism in Eukaryota, Viridiplantae, Streptophyta, Magnoliopsida, Asparagales, Asparagaceae. Gene Ontology annotation, biological process: pentose-phosphate shunt, non-oxidative branch. The record is from RefSeq and is a predicted model, not a curated record. Gene Ontology annotation, molecular function: ribose-5-phosphate isomerase activity.